UCUACCACGCAGGCGCAACAAAGCCGCCGCUCGCUUCCCGCCUUUCGCGCCUCAGGGCUCUCGCCUUUUCGCUUCGCCGCCUUCCUGAGGGAACGAUGGCCCCGACCUGCCGCUGAACGCUGCUGCACUCGCCAUGGCGGAGUCCUUGCUCCCUGUGCCCGGGUUGUCGCUGCGGGAGGAACCGCUGCCCGGUCCGGGCGCCGCCGAAGGAGAGGCCGAGCUGUCGCUGAGCUUGGCGCGCACCAAAACGCGGUCGUACGGUAGCACGGCCACGGUGGUGGCCCCCUUGGCGGAGCGGUACGUGGAGCACUGCCUCAGCCCCGGAGACACCUUGCCGGGCCUGGCGCUCAAGUACGGCGUAACGAUGGAGCAAAUAAAAAGAGCAAAUAAACUUUUUACAAAUGACUGCAUAUUUCUUAGAAAAACAUUAAAUAUCCCAGUUAUACUGGAAAAGGCUUUGUUGUUUAAUGGAUGCAACUCACUGGAAUCCCCAGAAGAUGAUAUUGACAAUCCUACUCCUUGCGAAGAAAGUCCCAUGACAGUUCAGGAAGACAACUCUUCCCCCAGUCCUCAAGAAUCUGACAAUCGACUUCCCCCACCUGAAGAACUCUCUGCCAAAGAUUUUCUGCAUAGAAUGGACGUGCAGAUUAAAUUGUCCAAACAAGCAGCUAAGAAAUUAAAAUCUGAAGAUAACAGGGAAUAUGAUGAGGAAAAUUCCUAUGCAAUUUCUUCCUAUCAGCAGUAGAAAAUGGAUAAAGAUCUGGAAUGAAAGCAGUUCUUAAAGAACUAAAUAUUUGAAGAUUCAGAAUAUUUUUUGAAUUGAUAAUAUUAUACUUGUUACAAAUCAUAUAUAAAAAUUCCACUGACUGUUGCACUAAAGAUGUUUGAAUGUUUGCCUUCUAUAGGUUAAUAUUCUUUUACUAUUCAUUAAUAAAGGAAGUGCUUCUCCAAAAUAUUGCCUUUAUAUUUCUGCUAAAAAUGGCACAUUAGCAACAAUAUGUUCCUAAGAGAACUUAAAUGCAGAUUUUUUUUUGUUUUUGUAUACAUAUAUAUAUAAAAUAUAAUAUUAAAGGAACAAUCAUUUAUUUUAAAAAUAAAGUCUGUGAAGUCUUCACUCAGAUAUGUUUGUAAUGCAAAUUUUGUGAACUUGAUGCUGAUGGAUGAACCAUGGUUAAGUUGUAUGUUUAUGCACAUCUGUAUAUGUCUCUGUGUUAACAUAUAUAAAGAUAAUGCUCUUAAAGUGAAUGAGUUUUAGCCAAAUUUAGGAAGAAGAGUUGGGCUUUUAAAAUAUUAUUUAAAAUAUAAAUUAUUUUGUUUGGAAAACAAGGGACCAAACAGAGUAAAUUGUAUUUUUUUCUUUGUGAAAAGGUAGAACAUAUUUUCUUGUUAGCAUAUAUGCAUAGUUUCAUGUAUUGAAUAUAAAAUGCACUUUAAAAAGUUAUUGCCUUUGUUGUUUGGCUAUCUGAUGCUUUGCAACUCCUGUACAUUUCAGAUAUGAUUUGUUUCAUAUGCUAUAUUAAAGUUUCUUAAGUUA
This is a messenger RNA of Thamnophis sirtalis, 1534 nucleotides long. RefSeq names its product LysM domain containing 2 (gene LYSMD2). The record is from RefSeq and is a predicted model, not a curated record. NCBI's taxonomy places the organism in Eukaryota, Metazoa, Chordata, Lepidosauria, Squamata, Natricidae.